Molecule: messenger RNA, 1378 nt
Organism: Chrysoperla carnea
Lineage: Eukaryota; Metazoa; Arthropoda; Insecta; Neuroptera; Chrysopidae
Product: methionine aminopeptidase 1D, mitochondrial
Exons: 4
Coding region: 209-1117 (302 amino acids)
Biological process (GO): proteolysis
Molecular function (GO): metalloaminopeptidase activity
Source: RefSeq, a predicted model, not a curated record
AUAAAUUUCUUUUAGGAAAAUUAUAAAUUUAUAUCAUACUUUUGAUCUCUUCAAAAUGACCUAAGUUCAUAUCACAAUUACAUAGCCUUAAAAUAAAUUCUCAAAAUACAUAAUAUAUUCUACGUUUAUUAUAAUCAAAAUUCUCUCAAAUUCGAUUUUAUUUGUACAAAAAUGAUUCGAUCUCUUAUUAAAAAUAUAUCUCGAAAUUAUGCUUUUGCACAGUUUUUCCAAAAACCUUAAUUUCAGGGAUUUUGGAAAGUAUAGUAUUGUUAUGCCCGGCCAAGUGUCCCCGAUGAGAUCUGUACCUGAACAUAUAGAAAAACCUGAUUAUUACAAAACUGGUGAACCGAAACCUGCUACACGGGAUAUUGAAAUAAAAAACUCAAAACAAAUUCAAUUAUUAAAAGAUUCUUGUAAAUUAGCUGCAAAUAUCUUAGAAGAAUCGGGAAAAAUAUUAAAGGUAGGUAUGACAACUGACGAGCUCGAUAAUAUUAUCCACCAGAUGAUUGUUAAACGCGGUGCUUAUCCGUCCCCAUUAAAUUAUCACCAUUUUCCUAAAUCAGUUUGUACGUCUAUUAAUAAUGUAGCGUGUCAUGGUAUACCAGACGAUAGAAAAUUACAAGAUGGUGAUAUCAUUAACGUUGACAUAACAGUUUUCUUAAAUGGAUAUCAUGGUGAUUGCUCAAAAACAUAUCUAGUCGGAAAUGUUGACCAAAAAGGUCGAGAGUUAGUUAAAGCAACCGAAAAUUGUUUAAAAGCUGGUAUCAAUGUAUGUAAACCAGGUGUUGAUUUUUGUAAAAUUGGUGAGGUUAUCGAGAAAAGAGCUCAUGAACAAGGAUUUGGCGUUGUACCAGCAUUUUGUGGACAUGGUAUUGGAUCAUAUUUUCAUGGGCCACCAGAAAUAAUUCAUAUGGAAAAUGCAUAUCCUUAUCAAAUGGAACCAGGGAUGACAUUCACAAUUGAGCCAGUGCUUGGUCAAGGUAGUCGAGAUGUAGAACUUUUAGAAGAUGGUUGGACUUGUAUUACAACAGAUGGAUCUCGUACUGCACAAUUCGAACAUACCGUACUUAUCACAGACAAUGGAGUAGAAAUAUUAACGUUACCUGAUGAAAAAUGAUCAUACUUCACGAAUUCAAAUACUUGCCUUAACUCCAUUCCAAAGAACACUUCCCUAAACGAAAAUGGAUGGCCUGUCUAUCUACAAAAAAAUUUAAUUUUUAUGCCAAGUUGUUUGUCAUCAUAUGGUCUGUUAUCUAAUAUUGGGAAUAAAUUUUCAAUUUUGUGUGUUUUGAAUUAAGCUGCAAAAGAAAAUAAACUUCAUGGGUAGAGCGUAAUUUCGAUUUUGGAAAUAAAACAAAAUAUUUAUCAAUUGCAAUUU